UUUCAGGGUCAACUAGUGAAUGGCCGGGAAAUAGCUGUGAAAAGGUUAUCAAAACAUUCGGGACAAGGAAUGGAAGAGUUUAAGAACAAAGUCAUGUUGAUUGCAAAACUACAGCACAGAAAUCUAGUGAGGCUUUUGGGCAUCCACAAGGAAGAGAAGAUGUUAAUAUAUGAAUACUUACCAAACAAAAGCUUGGACUACUUUAUAUUUGCUGCAACGAGAAGGUCGCAUUUGGACAGGACAGAGCAGCUCGAAAUUGUUACUGGAAUUGCUCGAGGGAUCUUAUAUCUUCACCAAGAUUCAAGACUGAAAAUCAUCAACAGAGAUCUAAAAGCUAGCAAUGUUCUAUUGGAUGUUUCAAUGAAUCCAAAAAUUUCAGAUUUUGGAAUGGCUAGGACGUUUGGAGACGACCAAAUUCAAGCAAAUACAAACAGGGUAGUUGGUACAUAUGGUUACAUGUCCCCCAAAUAUGCAAUGCAAGGGCUAUAUUCAACAAAAUCUGAUGUGUUCAGCUUCGGUGUUUUGCUACUAGAGAUCAUCAGUGGCAAGAAGAACACAGAUUUUAUCAAUGGAAGCUCCUUCCCAAAUCUCAUUGCACAUAUAUGGGAAUUAUGGAAGGAAGGAAGAGUGUUGGAUAUAGUUGAUCCAACACUUUGUCAGCUAUUUUCUGCUCAGGAGAUUUCAAAAUGCAUCCACAUUGGGCUACUGUGUGUGCAGGAAGGUGUAACAGAUCGACCGACUAUGUCUGCUGUUAUUGGCAUGUUGGCUAAUGAAACCUCUCUUCCUCCACCCAACACACCUGCUUUUAUUUGCCUAAAGAAUACCUCUCAUAAUGCAGACUCUUCGAUGUCUAGAUCAGGAGAAGCUGCUUCCUUGAAGCUCGUUGAGCUUAAUGUAUAA
This is a messenger RNA of Ziziphus jujuba (common jujube), 900 nucleotides long. Its product is annotated as cysteine-rich receptor-like protein kinase 34. The annotation marks the transcript as partial. Gene Ontology annotation, biological process: protein phosphorylation. The record is from RefSeq and is a predicted model, not a curated record. Lineage: Eukaryota; Viridiplantae; Streptophyta; Magnoliopsida; Rosales; Rhamnaceae. Gene Ontology annotation, molecular function: ATP binding; protein kinase activity. The transcript is spliced from 4 exons.